Messenger RNA from Dreissena polymorpha, 1373 nucleotides. RefSeq names its product snake venom metalloproteinase BaP1-like. The transcript has 11 exons. Gene Ontology annotation, molecular function: metalloendopeptidase activity. Bases 1 to 1284 code for a protein of 427 amino acids. The record is from RefSeq and is a predicted model, not a curated record. NCBI's taxonomy places the organism in Eukaryota, Metazoa, Mollusca, Bivalvia, Myida, Dreissenidae. Gene Ontology annotation, biological process: proteolysis.
AUGCGUAUCCAUAGAACAACAAGUGUUAGAAUCACAGAAAGAUUGCAACGGGAUAAAAGGUCAGACGACAAAAAUACGCACCAUGCGGAACUUCCGGUUGAAUUUGACCUGGACCUUAAAGUCUCUGGGUCAAAUGUCACGCUUCAUCUCCAUAGAAACGACAACAUACCACCAGCAGUGCCGAUUUUUUUGAAGAAAAAUGGAAAUAUUUUCAAACUUAACCUUCCUGCCAAAAAGAAAACGGCGCUAUAUUUGGAUAAAAGCCACGGAGCAAGUGUAGAGUACGAAUGCUUCCCCGGGAUGGGGUCUACACAACCAGGGUCAUGCAGACAUCUUGUGAGAGGAAAUUUUCAGUUAGACAAUCGAACGUACUUGCUCGAACCGGACGUCAGUAGUGGAUUGACGUUACAUAACCAUGACGACACUGAUGACGUUAUUCACGUCAUCUACGAGAUUCAGGAAGAACAUGACUUCAAAACCGACUACAUUGUGACUGAGCACGAGAAAUCAGAGUCACACGUUUUGCACGCCACGAGUACGAAAGGUUACACUCCACAAAAAACUAGACGGCGGAAAAGGUCUAUCAUCAACAAAGUGGAGUUUUUACCCGUGUUGGAUUAUCCAAUCUACAAAUUCUGGUAUGACCGCAGUAACGCUACCACUGCCGCCACCAGGGACGUGGACGCUAUCGAGAACAUCCGGGAAUUUUACGCCUUCGUACUGAACUCGAUAGAUCUACGAUAUCAGUCGAUUGUGAGCACCACCAUUGCUAUACAAGUCGUGUUCGCAGGCAUAUUUAUCGCCGAUACCCCGAGUGCCUCCACUUGGACAGAAAACUACAAGGUUUCGGCGACACCACGUGACAAAGUGGAUGCCAGCGUCGCCUUGACGGCCUUCAAACAAUGGCUUGCGUUGCAAACGUCACUUCCGGCAUACGAUCACGCUAUGGCGUUUACCGGAUAUGAUCUAGUUCGCAACGGAUCCUCCUCAAUUGCAGGUCUUGCCUGGACCCCCGGGGCCUGUAACCACGCCAUCCCCUACGCCAACAGUAUCUCGCAGGACCAUUUUGAUGCCGGCCUGGCUACUACAGCAGCUCACGAAUUGGGACACAAUCUUGGAUCCAAGCAUGAUGGCGAGGAUAACGUGUGUUCAGCAGACGACAAGUACGUCAUGUCUCCUAGCACCGGUGGCGUGACGGAUGCGCGCGCAAUCAACCACUUUAAGUUCUCCACGUGCUCAGUGACCCAGAUAGAGAGCUAUAUUGCGACGUUGGACAGCCCUUGACCUCUAUGACGGUUUGGAGGCGGGGCUUCUAUACAGCGGCGGAUGUCCAGUGCGAGGCGAAUGUGGGCCCAGGGUCAUACUUUUGUAGG